GCUCCAGUGCGCGACGACACACAUGCAGCGCGACCACCGCCGCCGGCACCGCCACCGCCGCUGCUAGCGCCCGCGCACAAGCACCCACAACCACACACUCUCUCUCACAAACACACACGCACCGAACCGCCGGCCCGCCCGCCAUGGAGCGGCCGCUUGCUUUCGCCGCCGCCAUCUUGGCGCUCACAUUACCCUACGGAGUGCCCGCGGCGUCCCGUGGCAGCAGCAACUACUACGGCAAACUCAUCGGCCCCCUGACCGAUUACGCACACGGCAUCCGAGGCACCGCCUACGCCGUCGACGAGUCCACGAUCUUCAUCAAGGGCUUCUCCUACGACGGCACCGGCCCAGACGCGUUCUUCUGGGUCGGCAACACGUCCAGACCUUCGCCUGACGGCUACAUCGUACCAUACCCAGAUGACUACAAAGGCAGAGAGCCUCCAAUGCUGAAGGCUUACAACAACACGGACGUGAUCCUGAGGCUGCCCGGGGGCAAGCGGAUCCGCGACAUCAAGUGGCUGAGCGUCUGGUGCCGGCGGUUCACGGUGAACUUCGGCGAGGUGUUCAUCCCUCUGGGACUGGAGGUGCCCAAGGCGCGCGUCCUGCCCGAGUUCAAGCGGCUGGCGCACGGCCUACGCUCGGGCAACAUCAGCGUGCUCGACGCCAAGACCUUCUACAUCCCCAACCUGCACUACGACGGCGCCGGGCCCGACGCCUACUUCUGGGUCGGCAACGGCACCGAACCCAGCCCGCUCGGGAUCAAGGUGCCCAACGAGAUAGGCAGCCUGGACCCGCUGCGCGGCUACCAGGGUGAGGACAUCGAGAUCCAGCUGCCGGGCAACCUGACCGUGUACGACAUCGACUGGCUGGCGGUGUGGUGCGUGCAGUACCGCCACAACUUCGGGCACGUCCUCAUCCCCAAGGACUUGGACGUGCCGCCGGCGCUGGGACAGACCAAGAUCACUACGAGCAGCACGGCGCCAGCGCCCGGGGACGUGGAGGAGGUGGGCUCGGGCAACUGCCGGCAGCUGCUGGGCGACCGCCUGCAGGUGCGCUGGCAGAUGAUGGCCGACGGCGUGCAGGUGCAGCUGGACGCGCGCAUCCGCGAGGACCAGUACGUCGCCUUCGGGCUCAGCGGCGAGCAGGGCAGGUCGACCAUGGUGGGCGGCGACGUGGUGGUGGCGUUCUACGACGCGUCGACGGGACAGUUCCGCGCCGACGACUACUACAUGUCGGCGACGGCGCAGUGCGACGGGCAGAACGGCGUCUGCCCCGACGAGCGACUGGGCGGCCGCAACGACGUCGUCGUCGUCUCUGGGCGGCGGACUCGCGGCGUCACCACCGUCGUCUACAAGCGACCUCUGCGUACCAACGAGCCAGUACAUGACCGUGCCAUUCCGUCGCAGGGCGCGGUCUCCGUCAUCGCUGCAAUCGGGCCACUGAAUACGCGCAAAGAAGCCAAUGCGCAUGCGCCCACGGACAAGACCGCAGAUGACAUACGGAUUGACUUCAGCAGCCGUGAUGAUAACGACUGCGUGAUAUCCCCAUCAGAUGUGACAGAAGCACCUACAAUCCAACCCUGGCCAGUCGAAAAAAUCCUGGGAGAAACACAAUUCACGGCACGCAUCGGGCCCACUGGUGGGAAGCGCGGUUACACCCCAAUCACAGGUCAUCCUUCAUGGGGAAUUGCAUGGUACAUAAAUGACCGCCUCAUACCAGAAAUAACAGUUGAGAGAGGUCAGACAUACACCUUUAUGGUAGAAGGAGGUAAUGAUCGCACAAAUCCUGCACGUUACCAUCCCUUCUACAUAACUGACAGUGAUGAGGGUGGUUUUGGCCAAAAGUCGGAAGAGGAUCAGAAAGAGCAGAGAGUUUUUGCAGGUGUUGGCUAUGAUGCAGAGGGAUAUCCAUAUCCCACGGCAGCUGGACGUUACUGUGAAUGGACACACAAAACCAUUGAUAAAUCAGCGGAGACAGAAACAUUUGAAGAAUUCCUAAAAACAUUGAGACUAGUGUGUGAUGAUGGUGCACCAGCUUACCUCAACUGGACUGUUGAUGAGGAAACACCAGACUUGGUUUACUAUCAGUGUUACACCCACAAUAACUUGGGCUGGAAGAUACAUGUCGUGGAUCGAGGACGGUGGUCACAACGAAAUGGUACAAAUUCAGGCACUGUGGUAGUGCCAUCUCUGGUCCUUCUGAUAGCUGUUCUGCUGAACACCAUUCUGCUCUUUCAGAGAUGAAACAUAGACAAUAAGUUUGACAAUAAGAUAUUUGCAUUUGUAUUUUUUUAGGGUGAGUUGUAACCAAUUUUUAAUUUUUCUACAUCCAUGAACAUAAAUUUGCAUUUACGCACAGAAUGAGAUUGUGUCAUGGUGAUUGAUAUGAAGUUAAGAAAUUGCACAAACCAUCAGUAAAGUAACUGGACAUUUGUUAGUUACUCUCUAUCUUGGAGGAAGUUAAUGACUUGUGAUAGAAGUUGGGUUUUCCUCUAGAUUAACUGUGCAUGUGCUAAAAGAGGGUCCAUUGCACUUUUAAAAAGAAAUUCCAAUCCCGUGUGAAAUGAGUGAAUGAGCCAUGAUACUUUUGCACUUAGUGAAGGUGAUGCAUGGAGACAAUUACUUAAUUUUAAAGAUCCAAAGUAAUUUAAGCUUUGAGAUAUAUGCUUUCAGGUAUCUCAGUAUUCUAGAGCUACGUACAGUUCUGUUUCAUUCUUUCAUAUGUUUUUGUAUGUGUAUUAACACAUUUUUUCCCACACAUGUUUAAGCAAUGUGCACAGAUUCUGAAAUCCAGGAGAAUUGUUUCAGAAGUAUACUACAGAAAUGUAAGUUUCUGCUGAGUACUGUUUGCAUCAUAUCAAAAUGCAUGAUGUUGCAAAUGAAAAUUCAGUUAUUGAACUUCCAAUAUUCCAGUGUUUGUCAUUCAGAUAGCAGUGCAGGCCACUUCAAGUAGCACAUUAUUUGUCUCCUUAUAGUUUUUAAGCUUCUGUACAAAUAAAUAUUUGUACACAAAAAUUUAUGCAAGUUUGUUCUAGAGGAAAGUAGCCCUUCGAAAAAAAACGAAACUGGAUGUAGUAAACUUCUAUUUAUGCAAAAAAAAACUGCCUAUAAUUUUGAGAAAUCUGAAUGACAACACUGUUGAAUGAAAU
Messenger RNA from Schistocerca piceifrons (Central American locust), 3148 nucleotides. RefSeq names its product protein Skeletor, isoforms B/C. The transcript has 14 exons. The record is from RefSeq and is a predicted model, not a curated record. Bases 144 to 2243 code for a protein of 699 amino acids. Lineage: Eukaryota; Metazoa; Arthropoda; Insecta; Orthoptera; Acrididae.